UUGGCGCUCCUCUACGCACUGCUUAUCUUUCUCUCCUGGCCGUGUGCGGUUGCAGGGAAGAAGAAACUGUACAUCGGAGCUCUGUUUCCCAUGAGUGGAGGAUGGCCCGGUGGUCAAGCGUGCCUCCCCGCUGCCCAGAUGGCGUUAGAUCUCGUGAACAACCGGACCGACAUUCUGCCGGAUCACGAGCUGGAGCUCAUUUAUCACGACAGUAUGUGUGAUCCAGGAGAGGCCACUAAACUGCUGUAUGACUUGCUGUACACCGAGCCCAUAAAGAUCGUCUUGAUGCCGGGCUGCAGCUCUGUGUCUACGCUGGUGGCUGAGGCAGCACGCAUGUGGAACCUUAUAGUGUUUUCAUACGGCUCCAGUUCUCCAGCUUUAUCCAACCGCCAGCGCUUUCCCACUUUCUUCCGUACGCACCCGUCAGCAACUCUGCAUAAUCCCACACGUGUGCGGCUCUUCCAGAAGUGGGGAUGGACCAAGAUUGCCACCAUCCAACAGACCACUGAAGUUUUUACCUCAACUUUGGAUGAUCUGGAGGAGCGUGUGAAGGAGGCCGGCAUCGAGAUAAGCGUUAGACAGAGCUUCCUCACGGAUCCCGCGGUGGCUGUCAAAAACCUGAAGCGUCAAGAUGCAAGAAUCAUAGUCGGCCUCUUUUACGAGACUGAAGCCAGAAAGGUGUUUUGUGAGGUCUUCAAAGAGAAACUCUAUGGUAAGAAGUAUGUUUGGUUCCUCAUCGGCUGGUAUGCAGACAACUGGUUUAAGAUCAAAGAUCCAGCCAUCAAUUGCACAGUGGAGAAUAUGACGGAAGCCGUGGAAGGACACGUCACCACUGAAAUCGUAAUGCUAAACCCAGAGACCGUCCGCGGUGCCUCCAACCUGACCUCCCAAGAGUUCCUGGCCCAGCUGAUGUCACGUCUCGGGGGGAAGAACCCAGAAGAAACGGGUGGAUUUCAGGAAGCUCCGCUGGCGUAUGAUGCUGUGUGGGCUCUUGCACUGGCCCUCAAUAAAACGGUGGCCCCCCUUAGGGCCAAAGGCUGGACAUUGGAGGACUUCAACUACAACAACAAGGAAAUCACUGCUGAGAUUUACCGAGCCCUCAACACCAGCUCGUUUGAAGGAGUGUCUGGUCAUGUCGUGUUUGAUGCUCAAGGUUCACGUAUGGCCUGGACUCUCAUUGAGCAACUGCAAGGUGGGAGCUACAAGAAGAUUGGAUACUAUGACAGCACAAAAGGCAACCUGUCCUGGUACGGAAACGACAAAUGGAUCGGCCUUGGUCCUCCGGCAGACCAGACUAAGGUGAUCGAAGAGUUCCGUUACCUUUCCCAGAAGCUCUUUGUGUCAGUGUCUGUCUUUGCCGGGCUGGGGAUCCUUUUGGGCAUAGUCUGCCUCUCCUUCAACAUAUACAACAGUAGUGUCAGAUACAUUCAGAACUCUCAGCCCUAUCUGAACAACAUGACAGCAGUGGGAUGUGUGCUGGCUUUAGCAGCUGUCUUUCCUCUGGGCAUCGAUGGCCUCCAUGUUCAUAGAUCACAGUUCCCUGUGGUCUGCCAGUUUCGCCUGUGGCUGCUAGGACUGGGUUUCAGUUUAGCCUAUGGCAGCAUGUUCACCAAGAUCUGGUGGGUUCACACCGUUUUCACCAAGAAAGAUGAGAAAAAAGAGAAGAGGAAGCACUUGGAGCCGUGGAAGCUAUAUGUGACUGUUGCAGUUCUGCUGGCUAUUGAUGUUCUCUCUCUGCUUAUCUGGCAGAUCAUGGACCCUCUGCACAUAACUGUGGAGAAGUUCACUAAAGAGGCUCCUAAAGAAGAUCUGGAUGUGUUGAUUCAGCCUCUUCUCGAGCACUGCAGUUCAGAAAAGAUGAACACGUGGCUUGGUGUGGUGUACGGCUACAAGGGACUUCUGCUGCUGCUGGGAAUCUUUCUGGCCUACGAGACCAAGUCCAUUUCCACAGAGAAGAUUAAUGACCACAGAGCGGUCGGCAUGGCCAUCUACAAUGUAGCUGUGCUGUGCAUGAUUACUGCUCCGGUGACCAUGAUCCUGUCCUCUCAGCAGGACGCCUCAUUUGCAUUCGCCUCUCUGGCCAUCAUCUUCUCUGUCUACAUCACGCUCGUGGUGCUCUUUGUGCCCAAGAUACGGCGUUUGAUCACUCGUGGCGAGUGGCAGUCGGAGCAGCAGGACACGCUGAAAACCGGCUCGUCCAACAACAACGAUGAGGAGAAGUCAAGACAGCUGGAGCGCGAGAACAGGGAACUCCAGAAGAUCAUUCAAGAGAAGGAAGAAAGAGUGACGGAGCUGCGGAAUCAGCUCGCAGAACGUCAGGCCUUGCGUUCUCGCAGACGCCCGUCCGUCCAGAAUCAGAACCAGAACCACAGCGUCCCGUCGUCUCAGGCUGAACCCCCCAGCUACUCCCCCGCAACGGAUAAACACUCCCUGCCUGCGUCCUUCUCCAAUUCUUCCAACCUGUACCAAGGCGAGGGCAAACUGAGCCGAAACAACUGCCACAACAGCCGUCUACCCCUGCUGUACAAAUGA
This is a messenger RNA of Carassius auratus (goldfish), 2532 nucleotides long. Its product is annotated as gamma-aminobutyric acid type B receptor subunit 1-like. The record is from RefSeq and is a predicted model, not a curated record. The coding region runs from base 91 to 2532 and encodes 813 amino acids. Gene Ontology annotation, molecular function: G protein-coupled GABA receptor activity. NCBI's taxonomy places the organism in Eukaryota, Metazoa, Chordata, Actinopteri, Cypriniformes, Cyprinidae. Gene Ontology annotation, cellular component: G protein-coupled receptor heterodimeric complex; membrane. Gene Ontology annotation, biological process: gamma-aminobutyric acid signaling pathway; G protein-coupled receptor signaling pathway. The transcript has 18 exons.